GAGCGCGUCCCCGGACAGAAGAGUCAACAUGUCGGUGCUGCUGCUGCUGCUGCUCGGCCUGCUGCUGCUGCUGCUACUGCGCCUGCGCUCCAGGAAGAGACGAGAUGGGGAACCUCCGCUCAUCAAAGGCUGGAUUCCGUUCGUGGGGAAAGCUCUGGAGUUCGGACGAGACGCCCACAAGUUCCUAGAAGAACACAAGAAGAAGUUUGGGGACGUUUUCACAGUUCAGAUCGCAGGUAAAUACAUGACCUUCAUCAUGGACCCUCUGCUGUAUCCCAGCAUCACCAGACACGGCCGACAGCUGGACUUCCACGAGUUCUCCGACAAGGUGGCGCCCGAUACCUUCGGCUACCCGCCCGUCCUCGGGGGGAAGUUCCCCGGCAUGCACGAGCAGAUCCACCGCUGCUACAAGCUCCUCCAGGGAGACGGCCUCUCGGCCCUGACAGAGAGCAUGAUGGGUAACCUCAUGCUGGUGUUCCGUCAGGACCACCUGGGCGAGCGGCCGGAGGAAGAGGGUGGCGGCUGGAGGAGCGUCAGCAUGUACGAGUUCUGUAACGCCAUCAUGUUCGAGGCCACCUUCCUCACCAUGUUCGGCAGGCCGGCGUCCGACAGCCGCCACGCCGACAUGGCCCGGCUGAGGGGGGACUUUGUCCAGUUCGACACCAUGUUUCCUCUGCUCAUCGCUCAGAUCCCCAUCUGGCUGCUGGGGCGGACCAAGGCCGUCCGAGACAAGCUGAUCGACUAUUUCCUGCCGCACAAGUUGUCGUCCUGGUCCGACACCUCGCUGUUCAUCAGGACGCGAUCGGAGCUGCUCGACCAGUACGAGGCUCUGAAGGACGUCGACAAAGCAGCUCAUCACCUGACCAUCCUGUGGGCGUCCGUGGGGAACACCGUCCCCGCCACCUUCUGGGCCCUGUACUACCUGUUGAGUCACCCUGAGGAUCUGCAGGUGGUCCGCCAGGAGCUCCAGUUCGUCCUGAGACUGAGCCGAGUCCAGUUCAGCAGGGACCGGGACGUGAGGCUCGAUCGAGACCAGCUGGAGCAGCUCGUGUAUCUGGAGAGCGCCAUCAACGAGAGCCUCCGCCUGUCCUCGGCCUCCAUAAACAUCCGCGUCGCUCAGGAGGACUUCGGUCUGCGGCUGGACGGCGAGCGCUCGGUGGCCAAACAUUCACAAUGUGAACUGACAGCAUGA
This is a messenger RNA of Cyclopterus lumpus (lumpfish), 1192 nucleotides long. RefSeq names its product cytochrome P450 7B1 (gene cyp7b1). Lineage: Eukaryota; Metazoa; Chordata; Actinopteri; Perciformes; Cyclopteridae. The record is from RefSeq and is a predicted model, not a curated record. Gene Ontology annotation, biological process: bile acid biosynthetic process; cholesterol homeostasis. The transcript is spliced from 6 exons. Gene Ontology annotation, molecular function: steroid hydroxylase activity; oxidoreductase activity, acting on paired donors, with incorporation or reduction of molecular oxygen; heme binding. The coding region runs from base 29 to 1192 and encodes 387 amino acids.